UUUUUUUUUCUUAUUCCCCUUUUUUUUGACUUUUUUUAACCUUUUAUAUAUAAUGAAGUCUUUCUUCAGACAUCAUCCUUCACCUUCUCGAUCAAACAUUUCCUUCUUAUCUCGGGCACAUUCCAAAUGGUUUCCUUCUUUAUAUACGAUUUCACGAUACACAACUCCAUAUAGAUAUAUAUCAACUGCAUACAACAAUUCUUCUCCGGUCACAACAAAAUCAAUAUCUUCUGAUAUAACUCCAUUAUCAACUACUACAUUAUCCUCUAUUCAACGCAAAGAUACAAAAACUACUGGAUAUAAGAAAACUUUUAACAAACUACUGGUAGCAAAUCGUGGAGAAAUAGCAUGUCGAAUUAUCAAGACAGCCAAGGCAAUGGGCAUACGAACAGUGGCAGUGUAUUCGGAUUUGGAUGUGGAUGCUCUACAUGUCCAAUUAGCAGAAGAAUCAGUACGACUUGGGCCAGGGGAACCAGCAGAUUCAUACUUGUCUAUAGACCGGAUCGUGGCGGCGGCACAAAGUACGGGAUGCGAUGCAGUCCAUCCUGGUUAUGGUUUUCUCAGUGAAAAUGCGAUGUUUGUAGAAGCAUUGAAUCGAGCAUCCAUUCGAUUUGUUGGUCCUUCUGCAUGGGCGAUAGCGGCCAUGGGUGAUAAAAUUCAAAGCAAGAAAUUGGCGGAAGCUAGCGGUGUGAAUGUGAUUCCUGGUUAUCAUGGUGAAAUCCAAUCAUUCGAUCAAGCAAUACAGGUGGCUCAUGAUAUUGGAUAUCCGGUGAUGAUCAAGGCAAGUGCAGGUGGUGGUGGCAAAGGAAUGCGAGUUGCUUGGACAGAUCAAGAACUCAAGGAUGGUUACACAUUGGCGAAACAAGAAAGUCGGUUCGCGUUUGGUGAUGAUCGAUUACUGAUUGAAAAAUACAUUGAUCAACCUCGACAUAUUGAAAUUCAAGUAUUAGGUGAUCAUCAUGGUCAUGUUAUCUAUUUGCCUGAACGUGAAUGCUCUAUUCAACGGCGGAAUCAAAAAGUCAUUGAAGAAUCUCCUAGUGUGCAUUUGGAUCCAAAGACAAGACAAGCAAUGGGUGAACAGGCUGUUACUUUGGCAAAACAUGUGGGUUACAGUUCAGCAGGUACUGUAGAGUUUUUGGUGGAUCGACAACAUAAUUUUUAUUUUUUGGAAAUGAAUACACGUCUUCAGGUUGAACAUCCCAUUACUGAAUAUGUUACUGGUCUUGAUUUGGUGGAACAAAUGUUAUACUCAGCCGCAGGUUAUCCUUUGGAUUUACAACAAUCUGAUAUACAAAUUUCUGGCUGGGCUAUGGAGGCACGUGUAUAUGCUGAAGAUCCUGAAAAAUAUUUACCAUCUGUGGGGCGGCUACUUACUUAUCAAGAACCUUGGACAAAUAAUGGUGAUCAUUCUCAAAAGCAUCAACGACGACGAUGUGAUUCUGGAUUUAUGGAAGGAUCAAAUAUUCAUGUGGAGUACGACCCUUUAAUAUGUAAGUUAGUGACACACGGCGAGAAUCGACAAGAAGCAAUGAAUACCAUGGUACAGGCAUUGGAUGAAUAUGUCAUCAAAGGUGUUACACACAAUAUACCUCUUUUACGUGGCGUUGUGGCUCAUCCUCAAUUUCGUCAAGGUGAUUUCUCGACCAACUUUUUAAUGGAACAAUAUCCCAAUGGAUUUCGACCUCCUGUCAUGACCUCAAAGGAUAUGGACUGUUUAGCUGCAAUUGUAUCUGGUAUGUGGCUCAAGAAAGAACAACAUCGAUAUGGCAAAAAUACACUAUCGGCAUCGUCAACAUCAUCAUCUAUGUGGGUUCACUUGACUGAUGAACAGAAUAAUCAAGUAACGGAAAUCAAGGUGGAUAUGGAUAUGAUGGACAAAGAUAAAUACCAGGUAUGUUUACCUGGAUUGUCGGGCAUCAUUAGUAUGCAGUGGCCAUUAGAUGGAUUACUAUCAAGAACAUUAUUACCUGAUGGAACGACACUUGUGGUGCAACAUCUAGAUGUACUUGAUUUUGGAUUUAGAGUACAAUAUCAUGGUAGUCGGUACAAAGUAGCUGUAUUGAACAGUGAUCAACAUCAAUUAUCUCGAUAUAUGAAAAGGAAGACCAAGGAAGAAGAAAGCAAAUGGAUUCCAAGCCCGAUGCCAGGGAGGAUCAUCAGUAUUGCUGUGAAAGAAGGGGACAAGGUCAAGAUAGGUGAAGAAUUGGCAGUAGUAGAAGCUAUGAAGAUGCAAAACAUAUUACGUACUUCUCGAACUGGGACUAUCAAAAAAAUUUAUGUGAUUGCUGGCAAUACAGUGAAAUCAGGACAACUGCUGAUUGAAUUUCAAGAUGAAUCCUAGGAUGAUGGACUUGUUAUUAAGUAUGGGGAUCGUGUUAGUAUUUAUAGAUUUGAUGGGAUUGCAUUAGUAUUACUAUUAUUAUUAGUUAGAUAAUUACCUCUUUGGAAUACCUUUUUCAAUAAACUGAUUGGGAGGAAAUUUUGGGGAUGAUGA
This is a messenger RNA of Halteromyces radiatus, 2494 nucleotides long. Its product is annotated as carbamoyl-phosphate synthase L chain, ATP binding domain-containing protein. The record is from RefSeq and is a predicted model, not a curated record. NCBI's taxonomy places the organism in Eukaryota, Fungi, Mucoromycota, Mucoromycetes, Mucorales, Cunninghamellaceae. Gene Ontology annotation, molecular function: metal ion binding; propionyl-CoA carboxylase activity; ATP binding. Bases 53 to 2341 code for a protein of 762 amino acids. Gene Ontology annotation, cellular component: mitochondrion. The transcript has 5 exons.